Molecule: messenger RNA, 7088 nt
Organism: Pongo pygmaeus (Bornean orangutan)
Lineage: Eukaryota; Metazoa; Chordata; Mammalia; Primates; Hominidae
Gene: TNFSF13B
Product: TNF superfamily member 13b
Exons: 8
Coding region: 4695-5552 (285 amino acids)
Biological process (GO): positive regulation of B cell proliferation; immune response
Cellular component (GO): membrane
Molecular function (GO): tumor necrosis factor receptor binding; receptor ligand activity
Source: RefSeq, a predicted model, not a curated record
GAGACGGAGUCUCGCUCUGUCCCCCAGGCUGGAGUGCAGUGGCGCAAUCUCAGCUCACUGCAAGCUCCGCCUCCCGGGUUCACGUCAUUCUCCUGCCUCAGCCUCCCUAGUAGCUGGGACUACAGGCGCCUGCCACCUUGCCCAGCUAAUUUUUUGUAUUUUAGUACAGACGGGGUUUCACUAUGUUAGCCAGGAUGGUCUCGAUCUCCUGACCUCAUGAUCUGCCCACCUCGGCCUCCCAAAGUGUUGGGAUUACAGGCAUGAGCCACCGUGCCCGGCCUAGCAAGGGCUUUCUAUGAUUCCGAGUAUAUAGAAAUCAAAAGCUAUUUUAGAUUCCCAUAAGGUUGGUCAAAAGUAUAGGAUGUCUUCUUUAAAAUACAUGAAUUUACUUUGAAUAAGAAUGCUCAUUGUAGUACAUUAUGGAUAAAUGCAAAUUCAACUUUUGUUUACCUGGUUCUUUAUCCAGUCAUAAGGAAAAAAAAGACAAUUUGUCAGCAAUGUUUAAAUGUAUGUAUCUUGGAUCAAUUUAAAUGCUGUAGAUACUCUGGUUUUACAGUCAUAUUCUAGAGCAAAGUAAACACUUGGAAGAUGGCUAUGGCAUGGGAUAAUUUCCUUUUUGUAAAAACAGUUUUUACAUCAAACGGUUUUACAUCAAACUGUCUCUGUCUCAUCAGAGAAGUAUCAAAAGAGAUAGAAAUUAUUUUAAAUAAUGAACUAACUGGAAAUUCUGAUGUUGAAAGGCACAAUCACAGAAAUGAAAAAUUCACUAAACAGGCUUAACAGCAGAAUCAAACUGGCAGAAGUAAUCAGCAAACUUGAAUAUUGACUUCAUAAAGUUUAUAUAAACUUGAUCAAGACUAGGCAAUCUGAAACACAGAGAGCAAAGAAGAAUGAAGAAAAAUGAGCAGAGCCUGAAAGAACUGCACAUAAUGGUAGUGCCAGAAAGAGAGGAGAGAAAAGAGUGGAAAAAAUAUCCAAAGAAUUAAUGACCAAAAAUUCCCCAAAUUUGAUAAAAAGCAUCCAUAUAUACACCCAAGAUCAAGGAACUCCAAGUAGGAUGAGCACAAAGUGAUCCAUACCUAGACACAACAAAGGAAAAAUGCUGAAAAACAAGAGAGAAAAUAUUGAACGCAGCAAGAGUAGAACAACUCAUCAUGUAUAAGGAAAUCCCCAAUAAGAUUAACAGCUGACUAAUCUUCAGAACUGAUUAGCAGAAGACAGAAAGUAGUGGUAUUAAGAGAACUGUCAAACAAGAUCUUAUAUUCAACAAAACUUUCAGAAAUGAACAUGAAACAAAAUAUUCCUAGAAACAAGAACAUAAUUUUUGUGAGAAGACCCACCUUGCGAGAAAUACUAAAGGACGUCAUUCACACUGAAAGAGAACACAAGGAUUUGGGAGAAAGAUGAGAAGUUCAAAUCAGGUUUAUGAUGAAUUUGAAGUGCCUAUAAAACAAGAGAAAAUGCAGCUCUCAGAUCCCUGUGGAGGACGUGCACAUUGCCAUCCCUGCUUGCUGUCCCUUUAGCCAGAGGGACACGAUGGCUGCCCUUCGUGGAAGAACUUGCCCAUUUUAUGCAUGGCACGGUUCAUUGCCGCAACAAACAUCGGCCACUGGUUUAAAAAUGGCUGAGUGUAGGCUGGCCAGUGACUCUCUUUUGAGAUGGUCAGGCAUGAAAGUCUCUGCCCAACAGAGUGACGAAGGCAGAGGGAAUUCCCUAAAGCAGUCAAAUCAUUCCCUGUCUUCAGAAUUUUCUCUGAGGAAUAUGGAGGGGAAUGACUCACCAGAAGUGGGAGAAUGUCCACGGACGGAGAGAAGCAGUGGCUACAGGAAACCCUGAGUGAAACACAGAGAGAAAAUGCUUUCUAGCACUGCCUUGCAUCCUUUCAUUUCUGCGUGUAUUUAAGUCAUAAGAAUACACAAACACAUAAUCUAAAGGAUCUCAAUUACUUUCAGUAAGAAGGCCUUCAUACAAUCCCCAUACAAAUUCCAUUUUUUAUGGCAAGGUUACUCCGUAUGACUCACCCUAAUUGAUCUGGAACAAGAACUGACAGAAAAGAAUUGUACUGUGUCAUUCCUGAUGCAAAAGGGUUUACAAGCAUCCUUAUAAAAGAAGACUUCCACCUGAGAAGGUUGAUGGAGGACCUCUUGUCUACGUACCUGUUAGACUGGGGCACACUCACCUUAUUGUGGGAGUUAUAGGUAAGAAAAAUUAGCAGCUUAUUUUGGGGGCCAGGAUAAUAACACGUUAUUUUAAAAAGUCUUGGAAACUUGCAGACACAAAGGGAAAAAAAAAGAACAAUUCUAAUGGUAAAAACAAGUAAGUCUGACUGCGUCAUUUUGUAGUAAGACAAUGAGGAAAUGGGAACUCAUCAGAGGGUAACUGGGUGGUGCCUGUAAAAGUGAAGAUGUGCUUCUCCCUCAGCAGGCAUUUGCUGGGAAACCCUUGCAGAUGUUACAAGCACAGUUGUAGAAAAUAUCUAUUAGAGCACUAUUUGUAACUGAAAAAUGUUUCAUUUAUACUUUGAAUGUAAAGAAUAAAACUGAAUGAAAAAAUGGAAGCAUCGCACCGUGCUUUUGAUUUACAUUUCCCUGAUCAUUUAGUACAACCACCAUGGAAAUCAGUGUGGAGAUUCCUUAAAGAACUAAAAGUAGAACUACCAUUUGAUCCAGCAAUCCCACUACUGGGUAUCUACCCAGAAGAAAAGAAGUUGUUAUACGAAAAAUAUACUUGCACACACAUGUUUAUGGCAGCACAAUUCACAAUUGCAAAAAUAUAGAACCAGCCCAAAUGCCCAUCAAUCAAUGAGUGGAUAAAGAAACUGUGAUACAUAUAUACGAUGGAAUACUACUCACCCAUAAAAAGAAUGAAUUAAUGAUGUUCGCAUCAGCCUGGAUGGGAUUGGAGACUACUAUUCUAAGUGAAGUAACUCAGGAAUGGAAAACCAAACAUUGUAUGUUCUAACUCAUAGUGGGAGCUAAAUUACAAGGAUGCAAAGACAUAGGAAUGAUAUAAUGGACUUUAGGGACUCAGGGGAAAGGGUGGGAGGGGGGUGAGGAAUAAAAGACUAAAAAUUGGGCUCAAUGUGUACACUGCUCAGGUGAUGGGUGCACCAAAAUCUCACAAAUCACCACUAAAUAACUUAAUCAUGUAAUCAGAUACCACCUAUUCCCCAAAAACCUGUGGAAAUAAUUUUUUUUUUAAAUGGAAGCAUCCAAAAUGUUAAUUUGUUUCCACAUUCUUGUAAGCCUCAUUACGUAUCUCAGGGACAGUUAAUAUCGUCAUACCAAUUCACAGGCGAGGAAAUGGAAUCACAGAGAGUUUAUGUACUUUGCGUAAGGAGAGUGAGGAUGAGGCAGGAUUUGCAGUCUAGAAGCCUGGGUCUGGAGUUCUCCACUUUGCACUAUAUCAUUUCUGUAAACUUCUUACUUAAGACUGUAUGGAAAUGUAGAGUGAGACAGAACUAAAGCUCACUAGUCUUAGUCCAUGGGGAGUAGUGACUACCCAGGGCUUGGUAAGUGCUCAGUAACGUUUGUUGAAAGAUGAAUCAAUAUUUCAAUGCUGGAGCAAAGCAGUAAGAAACUGGGGAGUGUCCAGGAACCAGCCAUCAGGAUGAGGCAGGACUAGAAUACCAAGUCAACAACAGAAAAAUCCAAAACUAAGGUGGCUCUUGUUUGAUCAAGGACUUCUUGUCCACUGACCUGUUAGGCUGUGGCACAGUCAACAUGGGAGUUGUAGACAAGCUACUUGAGAGUGGUUAAUGGCGGCAGUCAGGCAUUUGGAGCUAGAGACAAGGCUGAUUCUCCUCAACUAGUAUCGUAUUGAGCGGGGACUUAAAGCUUCAGAAGUCUGAGCAGAAAAGCUGAGACCAGGCUACUUGGGACAGGCUGUUCAUAUGCAUGAUUGAGUUUCAGUGAUGAGUCUCAGAAGGAAAAAGUUUAUGCAUGUUUUCCUUAAAAAUAUAUUCACUUAUAUUUAGAGAAUCCUUCAGAUAUCUAACCUAGAUACAUUUGUAAAAUUUAGUCUCAUUCUUUUUAUGACAUUAUUAGUAUAAUAAUAUGAAUAAUUCCCAAUGGACUUACUUCCACACUUCCUUCAAGGAUUCUCCAUUUUAUUUCAUACUUGAAGACUGUUAAUAAAUCACUCUCUAGCUAAGAACAAUUCAAUGCUAAAGCACUUAGCUUAUCUGACCUUCACGUUAAUUAUUUUUAUGACAGCAGCAGGAACUUUCAGCUGCUUUUCCCCCUUCCUUAUGAAGCCAUGUGGCCCCAAGCAGACACAGUUCCCUUACUACGCUUAAGGGUGGGCUUCUUAGACCUGUGCAUAUCUUAAAAGCCUUCCCUUGAAUGUGCCAAUCCAAACUCCAAGUUUCCUCAGCAGAUUUAAGGGGCUUUAAAUCUACUUGAGCGUGAGUGUUAAGAGAUGACUUUGAAAUUCUUACAAAAACUGAAAGUGAAAUGAGGAAGACAGAUUGAGCAAUCCAAUCGGAGGGUAAAUGCCAGCAAACCUACUGUACAGUAGGGGUAGAGAUGCAGAAAGGCAGAAAGAAGAAAAUUCAGGAGAACUCUCCUGAGGGGUGAGCCAAGCCCUGCCAUGUAGUGCACGCAGGACAUCAACAAACACAGAUAACAGGAAAUGAUCCAUUCCCUGUGGUCACUUAUUCUAAAGGCCCCAACCUUCAAAGUUCAAGUAGUGAUAUGGAUGACUCCACAGAAAGGGAGCAGUCACGCCUUACUUCUUGCCUUAAGAAAAGAGAAGAAAUGAAACUGAAGGAGUGUGUUUCCAUCCUCCCACGGAAGGAAAGCCCCUCUGUCCGAUCCUCCAAAGACGGAAAGCUGCUGGCUGCAACCUUGCUGCUGGCACUGCUGUCUUGCUGCCUCACGGUGGUGUCUUUCUACCAGGUGGCCGCCCUGCAAGGGGACCUGGCCAGCCUCCGGGCAGAGCUGCAGGGCCACCACGCGGAGAAGCUGCCAGCAGGAGCAGGAGCCCCCAAGGCCGGCCUGGAGGAAGCUCCAGCUGUCACCUCGGGACUGAAAAUCUUUGAACCACCAGCUCCAGGAGAAGGCAACUCCAGUCAGAGCAGCAGAAAUAAGCGUGCCGUUCAGGGUCCAGAAGAAACAGUCACUCAAGACUGCUUGCAACUGAUUGCAGACAGUGAAACACCAACUAUACAAAAAGGAUCUUACACAUUUGUUCCAUGGCUUCUCAGCUUUAAAAGGGGAAGUGCCCUAGAAGAAAAAGAGAAUAAAAUAUUGGUCAAAGAAACUGGUUACUUUUUUAUAUAUGGUCAGGUUUUAUAUACUGAUAAGACCUAUGCCAUGGGACAUCUAAUUCAGAGGAAAAAGGUCCAUGUCUUUGGGGAUGAAUUGAGUCUGGUGACUUUGUUUCGAUGUAUUCAAAAUAUGCCUGAAACACUACCCAAUAAUUCCUGCUAUUCAGCUGGCAUUGCAAAACUGGAAGAAGGAGAUGAACUCCAACUUGCAAUACCAAGAGAAAAUGCACAAAUAUCACUGGAUGGAGAUGUCACAUUUUUUGGUGCAUUGAAACUGCUGUGACCUACUUACACCAUGUCUGUAGCUAUUUUCCUCCCUUUCUCUGUACCUCUAAGAAGAAAGAAUCUAACUGAAAAUACCAAAAAAAAGAAAAAAAAAAAAAAAAAGGAGUUACCAUUGCCUUUUCUGUGAGCUAUUUGUUUUGGUUUGCUGAAACUAGUCCAAAACAGGAAAUUUAACAGACAGCCACAGCCAAAGAGUGUCAUGUGAAUUACAAGAAAUAGAGCCCAUUUAGGGAAAGAUAGAACUAGAAAGGCUUUUCAUUAUAAUUCCAUGUUGAACAAUUGAGUCAUAGCUUCUUAUCUUGGAGGAAGGACACAAUUCAAAGGGGCAGUAAGGAUUUUGUAAAAUGUGGCAUCCAUAAUUUACUAUGGAACAAGUGCCCACAUCUCUAGGACAUUAAGACAUUUAUGAGAAAUCUCAGGAUUCAUCUUCUGUUUUUAUGUUAAAUGCACUCCCUCCUUUUCAGUUAACAUUAUAAAAAGUAAGAAAUGAAAAUUUUAGAAAUCUUGCAUUAGAGACAUGAAAAAAAUAACUAAAAGUUUAAAUUUAAAUAUGAAGCAAUUUGGCUGAAAAUAGUAUCCAUGUACUAUUUAAGUCUUUUAUGGUUAUUUCAAGUAUGCAAUUUCUAUCUAUAAUGUAAUAUAUUACCCACACAUUUUUUCACAGGAGAGAGAGAAUAUCCUCAUUUGUUUAUGCUCAUGUGUAUUUUCUAUAGUGAAUUUCAGAAACUUUUAAUAUCAGGUAAUUUCAAUUUAUGCAUAUAAAGCAUUGAUUGAAAAAUAACUAUAAUUUUGCAUAUAUAACACAUAAUCUCCAACAGAAGUUACUGAAUACAUUCAUACUAAUGUAAUGUAAUUUCCCUUUAUUUCUUGCUCUUCUGUUUCAAACUGCUGCUAUUGUAGUUUACAUAUCCCAACCUUUAAAAAUAUUCCUCCUAUUAGCUUUAUAUUCACCUUAUAGAGGUUGAGUUUUAAUUAAAAUUCUUGGCAUCCUGAAGUAUGUCACAUACCAUGUGCUCCUUAUAAAUAUGUUGAUAUCUCAGAAGACAUCACCCCAGUUUUCAUUUUAUAAAGUACCAUACUUAAGAAUGCUGGAAUACUUAUCUUUUAUAACAUGUUUCCUUUGCUUUGCUUGUCUUUUAUGUCAUUAGUUUUAACUGUUUACUUCAUUUAACAGUUUACAUCAUUCAACAGUUUACUUCAUUAAACAGUAGGUGGAAAAAUAGAUGACAGUCUAUGAAAAUGUUCCCAUCUAUAUCAAAAUACUUUUCAAGGAUAUACUUUUCAAAACAAAUGAUUUAAAUUUUAUGUUUAAAAUCUAAACUUUAGAUUUAAACUUUAUUUAAAUAUCUGGUUCCUGUGAUUUCGACUUCAGUAAGUUCAAAUAAAAUAUAUUUUGCAAUUCAUUUUUACAUUAUAAUUUAAAAAGAAGAAGCGAUAAGUGGAGUCAGAGUUUCAAUGCUAGGCGGAGUGGUUAAUGAUUUUUCUGGUGUUGCUGCUAAUGUGGAUUAACAAAUAAAAACAUUCAUUGCCUUUU